AUGGCAGCGGCGCCAGCGUCGCGGUGGGCUGGGCCUCGGAGCUCCUGCUGUAGCCAGGCCUUCUCCACCGCCGGCCUCACCGCCGCCUCUCGGGCAUGAGCGGGCCCUCCCGCCACGGCCUGCCGCCCUCCCUGCCGCCGCCCCCGCUGCAGGAUCCCAAGGGUGGGCCUUUUCUGGGAGCAUGCUUCAGGCCGCCUACUGCUACGUGCGGGUCGUGGGCAGGGGCAGCUACGGGGAGGUGACGCUCGUGAAGCACCGGCGGGACGGCAGGCAGUAUGUCAUCAAAAAACUGAACCUCCGAAAUGCCUCCAGCAGAGAGCGGCGAGCUGCUGAACAGGAGGCUCAGCUCUUGUCUCAGCUGAAGCACCCCAACAUUGUCACCUACAAAGAGUCAUGGGAGGGAGGAGAUGGUCUUCUCUACAUUGUCAUGGGCUUCUGCGAAGGAGGUGAUCUGUACCGGAAGCUCAAGGAGCAGAAAGGACAGCUUCUGCCCGAGAGUCAGGUGGUAGAGUGGUUUGUACAGAUCGCCAUGGCUUUACAGUAUUUACAUGAGAAACAUAUCCUUCAUCGAGACCUGAAGACUCAAAAUGUCUUCCUAACAAGAACAAACAUCAUCAAAGUGGGUGACCUAGGAAUCGCACGGGUGUUAGAAAAUAAUAGUGACAUGGCGAGCACCCUCAUAGGCACACCCUAUUACAUGAGCCCUGAAUUGUUCUCAAACAAACCCUACAACUAUAAGUCUGAUGUUUGGGCUUUGGGAUGCUGUGUCUAUGAAAUGGCCACUCUGAAGCAUGCUUUCAAUGCAAAAGACAUGAAUUCUUUAGUUUACCGGAUUAUUGAAGGAAAGCUUCCACCAAUGCCAAAAAUUUAUAGCCCAGAGUUGGCAGAACUGAUCAGAACAAUGCUGAGCAGACGGCCUGAAGAAAGACCCUCUGUGAGGAGCAUCCUAAGGCAGCCUUACAUAAAACACCAAAUAUCCUUAUUUUUGGAGGCCACAAAAGCAAAAACUUCCAAAAAUAACAUAAAAAAUGGUGACUCAAAAUCCAAGCCUGUGGAUGCAGUGGUUUCCAGAAAGGCAGAAUCAGACCACGAUGCGAUCGUCCCCCACCCUCAGUGUUCUGGCGCUUCCAGGACAUAUGUCAUGGGUGAAGAAGACAAUUGUUUGUCCCAAGAGAGACCUGUGGUCAUUGGUCCCUUGAAAUCACCUGUUAGUCCAAAAGGCCACACUGGCCAAUUAGACAUGAGCAAGACUACAGAAUCACUAGCUACGAUUAGUAGAGUAAAUAUUGACAUCUUACCUGCAGAAAGAAGGGACUUAAUGAAUGAUGGCUCAGUUCAAGAGAAUCAGCCUAGCUCAUUAGAUGCUGCUAAUGAGCUAGGUCAGUGCACCAUUUCUCAAGUGAAAGAGGAGAAGCCACAAGACAACCUGGAAUCCAGGGCUCAGCCUGAAAUCCUGAUUCCCAUGUGGUACUCUGAUAAUGGCUAUGGGGAAGGAAAUGAACCAGUGAACCCACCCCAGCACCUAAACAAAGACCAGAAGCCAAAGGACCAGGAACAAGUUGCUGGUGAAUAUGCUAUGAAAAAACAGGGUACAAUCCAUCUAGGUUUGCAGCCACACAAUUCUGAGUGUGACCCGUCCCUCUCCCGACAGCGAUGGCAGAAGAGAAGAGACCAACAGACUGAGCACAGUGAGAGAAAGAGCCAGUUCAAAGAGGCACCUCCUCAGUUUUUGCCUUCUCAUCCUACUGUUGGAAAAGUGAAUGUCAUAUCAACGCAAAAUGUUGAAAAACAAAGUAGACUAGCCAGUGAGUCUGUGUGCUGUUCUAGGAGCAUCGAAGUAUCAUCAUCAAAGGAUCGACCAUUAUCAGCCAGAGAGAGGAGACGGCUAAAGCAGUUACAGGAAGAGAUGUUCCCUUCAGGCCCUUCAGUGAGGAAAACUCUGAGUGCAGCUUGGUCAGGGAAACCACGGGAGGAAGGCCAUCCCACCCCUACUCAACGGCUCUCUUCUGACUGCAGUAUUACUCAGGAAAGAAAACAGAUUCAUUCUCUGUCUGAGGAUGAGUUAAGUUCUUCUACAAGUUCAACAGAUAAGUCAGAUGGAGACUCUAGGGAAGGGAAAAGUCAUACAAAUGAAAUGAGUGACUUGGUUCAACUGAUGACUCAGACCCUUAAACUGGAUUCUAAAGACAGCUGUGAAGAUAGAGUGGUACAAAAUCCAGUGCCAGAAUUCAAACUUCAUCGGAAGUAUCGUGAUACGCUAAUGCUUCAUGGAAAAGUUGCUGAAGAAGCAGAGGAACUCCAGUUUAAAGAGCUGCCUGCAGCUAUUUUGCCAAGUUCUGAAAGGAUCAGAAGAAUAGUAGAAGUCUUGAGAGCUGAUGUAAUCCGGGGCUUGGGAAUUCAGCUUUUAGAACAAGUGUAUGACCUUUUGGAAGAGGAAGAUGAAUCGCAGAGAGAGGUACGUUUACGGGAGCACAUGGGUGAAAAGUAUACAACUUACAGUGUGAAAGCUCGUCAGCUGAAAUUUUUUGAAGAAAACAUGAAUUUUUGAGAAUUUUCUCUAAUCUUCUAUAACUAAAGAUAUUCUCAAAGAUUUUGUCUUAGAAAGCAAACUGUUACUGUUACAAUUUAGGGGACAUUUGCCAUCCUUUUAUAACUCCUUGGGAUUUUUUUUAUGGAAAAGAACAGUAAUAUAAAGCAAGUUCAAAGAGUCAAAGUUAAAAAAAAAAAGCUUUUGGUUUUUAUACUUUUUAUGAGGAAAAAUGUUGGUUACUGUUUACUGAGCCUGAAACCAAUUUUAUAUCUAGAACUUUAUUUUUUUAAGGUACUAAUUAGCUUGAAACAAGUGCCAGAAAGCAUUGGUUUCAAAGUUAUUUUAUUAUAGUUAUAAAAACAACAGUAGAAACAAGUGACAUGGCCAGUGAUAUCUGCUAUUAUUAAUAACCUUAGGAAGUAUUGUGUGUACAAUACAUAUAUACAUAUAUAUGUAUAUAUAUACACACACAGAGUAGUUGAUAUGUAUAUAUAUGUAUAUUGUCAAUUUACUAUUCUGGGAAUAGAAUUUAAAGAAUGUGAAGUUCUAUGUAGUAUUUAAGGAACUGUUUUCCUUUUUUACACAUUGAUUAAUAUUAUUGUUAAUAUUUCAUUUACUAUGAAUCCCAUUUAGGUAUACAAGAAUUGGAUCUAAAGUAUUAAAAUACUUUGUAAAUCAUGUUUUCAUUUAUUAGUUUUAUUAGAUUUAUAUUUGCACCAGCAAGAACAUCUCUUAAAGACUCCUUUUCCAGGGGCUAGGAAUAUG
Messenger RNA from Perognathus longimembris pacificus (Pacific pocket mouse), 3295 nucleotides. RefSeq names its product NIMA related kinase 4 (gene Nek4). The coding region runs from base 182 to 2548 and encodes 788 amino acids. The transcript has 15 exons. The record is from RefSeq and is a predicted model, not a curated record. Gene Ontology annotation, molecular function: protein kinase activity; ATP binding. Gene Ontology annotation, biological process: protein phosphorylation. Lineage: Eukaryota; Metazoa; Chordata; Mammalia; Rodentia; Heteromyidae.